Thamnophis elegans (Western terrestrial garter snake) is the source of this 1304-nucleotide messenger RNA. RefSeq names its product SAGA complex associated factor 29 (gene SGF29). NCBI's taxonomy places the organism in Eukaryota, Metazoa, Chordata, Lepidosauria, Squamata, Natricidae. Gene Ontology annotation, cellular component: SAGA complex. The transcript has 10 exons. The coding region runs from base 164 to 1045 and encodes 293 amino acids. The record is from RefSeq and is a predicted model, not a curated record.
UUCAGUGCGCACGCGCUAGUCCCUUAGCUGUAGGAAGUUCACUGGGCGAGGUUUUUGCGUCAUUUUUAGGCGCGCGUGCCGUCUUUAUUUUUUUUUUAAUCUUUCUAUCAAUCGUUUAGCGAACCUGCGUCGAGCGUUAUUCUCCGCGGACUUUAAACGCAACAUGGCUUUGGUAUCAGCUGAUUCAAGAAUUGCUGAACUCCUAGGAGAAUUGCACCAGCUUAUCAAACAGACCCAGGAGGAACGAUCAAGAAGUGAACAUAAUCUUGUGAAUAUCCAGAAAACACAUGAACGGAUGCAGACAGAGAACAAGAUCUCUCCGUAUUAUCGGACAAAAUUACGUGGCCUCUAUACAACAGCUAAGGCUGAUGCAGAAGCUGAAUGCAACAUCCUGCGCAAGGACUUGGACAAGAUUGCUGAGAUAAAGUCUCUUCUGGAAGAACGGCGAAUUGCUGCCAAGAUUGCUGGCAUCUACAAUGACUCUGAGCCGCCACGCAAAACCAUGCGCCGUGGAGUGCUGAUGACUCUUCUCCAGCAGAGCGCCAUGACUCUCCCAUUGUGGAUUGGGAAGCCUGGAGAAAAGCCGCCUCCCCUUUGUGGUGCCAUCCCUGCCUCUAGUGAUUAUGUGGCCAAACCAGGCGAUAAAGUGGCAGCUCGUGUCAAAGCUGUUGAUGGGGAUGAGCAGUGGAUCUUGGCUGAGGCUGUGAGCUACAAUCAUGCCACCAACAAAUAUGAGGUGGAUGACAUUGAUGAAGAAGGAAAAGAGCGUCAUACCCUGAGCCGACGUCGCAUCAUCCCUCUGCCUCAGUGGAAGGCCAAUCCUGAAACAGACCCCGAGGCCUUGUUCCAGAAGGACCAGUUGGUCCUGGCCUUGUACCCACAAACCACCUGCUUCUACCGAGCCCUUAUUCACGCUCCACCUCAACGGCCCCAAGAUGACUACUCGGUCCUCUUUGAAGAUACCAGCUAUGCAGAUGGCUACUCUCCCCCACUCAAUGUAGCUCAGCGCUACGUUGUGGCUUGCAAAGAAACAAAGAAGAAGUGACGUCGUCCUGCAGCUGCAACUUGGUGAGGAACUAUCCCAGUCAACUUCUGCAGAGGGACAGUGAAUGAAGCAGGAAGCAACAGAAACCCAACAAGAGCAGGAGUCUAAUUUAUUAACCUAAGAAGAUUGCAUUCCAACACAACACAGGUGGAGAAAUAGCUAUAUGAUUACUUCCAAAAGUUAACUACUAUGGCAGGAGUGGAUAGUUGCUUUGGAAGUGGCCAACUAUGAUUCUUUGAGUAAAGAACAGACAAUUGUU